AUGCUUUCUCUAGUCCUUUCAGCUGAACUCACAGGAGUCACCGAGCUUCGCCCUCAAGAUACUGAUGAGAAUCCCUACUACUACACUUUCAAGGUACAAUGCACGUCCUGUCGGGAGACACACCCAAACUGGGUCAGCUUCAACCGUUUUGAGCAACAUGAAAUCCCUGGAAGCCGCGGAGAGGCGAACUUUGUCUGGAAAUGCAAGCUUUGCCAAAAAACCCAUUCCGCCUCUAUUGUUGCAGGUCCCAACGUGUACGAAGCAGACGAGAAGCGCAAGGGCCGGAAAGUGAUCGAAAUUGACUGCCGCGGUCUUGAAUUUACCGAUUUUAAAGCUGAUGGCGACUGGGAGGCCAAGGGCACCGAGUCUUCCACCCCUUUUACUGCCAUCGACCUGUCUGAGGGCGAGUGGUAUGACUAUGACGAGAAAGCUGGAGAUGAAGUUGCCAUCAAGGAAAUUACCUGGGAGUUCCAACCGGUCAAUCCCCGCCCUUUUCUGCAGACUAGGGUCGGUACGGAGAUGGUCAUUCGCCUUAAGUGGGGUCAGACAGAGUACAAGGGCAAGCUGGAGAGCAUCGACUCGUACAUGAACGUGCUGUUGCGGGACACGGAAGAGUUCAUUGAUGGAAAGAACACAGGAACUCUUGGACUUGUGCUUAUUAGGUGUAACAACAUUCUUUGGAUGGGAUCGGCAGACAACGUCGAGAUGACGGAUUUGGGGCUGCGGUAG
Messenger RNA from Aspergillus pseudotamarii, 729 nucleotides. RefSeq lists its product as uncharacterized. Gene Ontology annotation, biological process: spliceosomal snRNP assembly. Gene Ontology annotation, molecular function: RNA binding; zinc ion binding. The coding region runs from base 1 to 729 and encodes 242 amino acids. Gene Ontology annotation, cellular component: spliceosomal complex. The record is from RefSeq and is a predicted model, not a curated record. The transcript has 8 exons. Lineage: Eukaryota; Fungi; Ascomycota; Eurotiomycetes; Eurotiales; Aspergillaceae.